CACAGCAACUUUCAGAUGAGGUGCAGCAGACCUGGUCUGGAGAGCCCCCAUGACACACACAAUGUUGAAUUUACUAGCUACUGUUUUCUGUGCGUAUUUGGCACAAUCUAGUGCCAUUCUCACCAGCAGCUCUCCUAGUAUCCUGUCUACACACUGGCUGAUAUUUCCAAUGCAGUACUCAGCAAUAACAAAAAAUGGCACUCAAGGUAAAAUUGGAGCUUCAGCAAUCAAGUUUGUUGGAGGAUACAGUCAUUCAAAUACAGUAACCUGUUAUGGAAGCAGUGGCCAGCCAUAUGAGGGCAUUCCAUGUGACCAGGAGAACUGUGUACCUCUUACCUGGGUCUGCGAUGGAGAGCGGGAUUGUGAUAUGACAAAUGCUGUUCAUCAAGGUGGAGCUGAUGAAGCACAUUGUGGACAACGCCGGUGCCCAAGUGACAAAUUUGAAUGCACAGUCAGAGGGUCUGUUGCGUGCCUGGACAAGAAACAAGUGUGUGAUGGCCAUGUCGACUGCCAAGAUGGAUCAGAUGAACGACCAGCGGGUGGAUGUCCCCACAGAAACUGCCGUGGUCCAGGUCGCAUUCCGUGUGCUGACAGGCGUGGAUGCAUAACGCCUAAUCAGCAGUGUGAUGGUCGCAGAGACUGCCGUGAUGGUUCAGAUGAGACUGGAUGCCAACGCUGCCACUCGGAGUUCGAGUUCCAGUGUCACAACAAACGCUGUGUACCACAAGCAUGGUUAUGUGAUGGCCAAGCAGACUGUGAAGACGGAGAAGAUGAGAAUUAUUACAACUGCCGAGAGCAUUUCACACUUCAGCGUGUAAUACAGCCACUGUUAUUUGCGGCCAAUUUGUAAGGUGGUUGUACAGAAAGUAGCAUGGUUUGUGCUCAAGAGAUGGUCUACUGAAAUACUAUACAUAUUUUGAACAGUA
Messenger RNA from Schistocerca cancellata (South American locust), 926 nucleotides. RefSeq names its product low-density lipoprotein receptor-like. The transcript has 6 exons. Gene Ontology annotation, molecular function: protein binding. Bases 50 to 850 code for a protein of 266 amino acids. NCBI's taxonomy places the organism in Eukaryota, Metazoa, Arthropoda, Insecta, Orthoptera, Acrididae. The record is from RefSeq and is a predicted model, not a curated record. Gene Ontology annotation, cellular component: plasma membrane.